Arachis ipaensis is the source of this 664-nucleotide messenger RNA. Lineage: Eukaryota; Viridiplantae; Streptophyta; Magnoliopsida; Fabales; Fabaceae. The record is from RefSeq and is a predicted model, not a curated record.
AUUUCUAAUUACACACGCGGACACACAACAUGUUCCAAACUAAAUUCACAAUAAAGUAUUGCAAAUUUGUUAUCAAUAUCGUAUCUCUCGCUGGAAAAAUCGAAAGAGGCCUAUCAUCAAGCUCAUAGUUCAUCGAUAUUACAAAUUUCACAGCCAAUAAUCUCCAACCUCAGCAAGCUAAAUCGUUAAGCCACCGAAAAUGGGAGGCCAUGGCGGCCUCAACAUUCUCCUGCAGAAGCGGUGGAACGUCUACAACUACGAGAACAGAGAAAAGGUCCGCCGCGACGAGGAGCAAGCCGCUAGAGACAAGCAGAUCAAGCGCGAAGAGGUCAGAAAGCACAACGCCGAGCUCCGCCUCGAGCGCCUCCGCACCGCCAAGGGUUUGACUCCUCUCGUUAAGGCCAAGGCAAAGAAAGAGAAGGGGGAGAAAGAAGAAGAAGAACCGGAAUUGAAGAAUUCGGGUGACAACAGGCACAUUAACUUGUUAGAGGGGAUUAAGAUUUUCGAUCCUGUACGAGAAACCGAGAAGAGGAAGGAGUUGUUAGGGGAAAGGGAAGGGUGAAAGAAGGAGAAGAGGAUGAAGAAAGAAGAAGGAAAGUCCUCGAGGGUGGUGGUGGGUCCCGAGGAUGAGAAGUAUAGGUUAGGGUACGGGGUAGUAGGGAAG